Bradysia coprophila is the source of this 1970-nucleotide messenger RNA. It is a transcript of the gene RanGAP, whose product is annotated as Ran GTPase activating protein. Gene Ontology annotation, molecular function: small GTPase binding; GTPase activator activity. The record is from RefSeq and is a predicted model, not a curated record. Lineage: Eukaryota; Metazoa; Arthropoda; Insecta; Diptera; Sciaridae. Gene Ontology annotation, biological process: activation of GTPase activity; nucleocytoplasmic transport; signal transduction. Gene Ontology annotation, cellular component: nucleus; cytosol; perinuclear region of cytoplasm.
GUCAAUCAACCGUCAAACCAAAAAAACAUAACCCUCGUUUCGCUGAUCUUGCGUUGUUGUGUGUUUCGGCAUCUAUCGACUGAUAUUUAUUUAAUUAAUUUAUGUGAAUUUACUGCUAGUGACAAAAGAAUAACAUUACCGAAAUGUCGGGUUUCAAUUUUAGUGACUUUGCCAAUGCCUUGUCCGAAACAAAGUUGUCCGGAGUGAGUUUUGUUGGACAAGCAAAAAAUUGGGGAACAGUUGCCGAAGCCAAAGAUCUCAUCGAUGCUAUAAACAAAUGCCAAAAGCUUGACUAUUUGAAUCUUGAGGGCAAUACACUUGGUGUUGAUGCUGCAAAUGGUAUUGCUGAUGCUUUGGCGAAACAUCCAGAAUUCAAGCAAGCAUUGUGGAAAGAUCUGUUCACCGGUCGCCUUAAAACCGAGAUUCCACUAGCUCUUCGAAGUCUUGGAAAUGGAAUGAUUACUGCUGGUGCUAAUCUGGCAGUUUUAGAUUGCAGUGACAAUGCAUUGGGACCGAACGGAAUGACUGGUUUAGUGGAUCUGUUGAAAAGUCGCACGUGCUUUUCAUUGCAGGAAUUGAAGCUGAACAAUUGUGGAUUGGGAAUUGCUGGUGGUAAGAUGUUAGCUCAAGCUCUCACCGAAUGUCAUGCGGCUAGCUUAACGGCUGGCACUCCAUUGAAAUUGAAAGUGUUCAUUGCCGGUCGAAAUCGGCUCGAAAACGAUGGUGCUAAAGCUCUGGCCAAAAUAUUCGGAGUCAUUCAGACCCUGGAAGAGGUGGCAAUGCCUCAAAAUGGAAUCUAUCAUCCCGGCAUCACUGCAUUAUCGGAUGCGUUCAAACUGAAUCCGGAUCUGCGAAUUCUAAAUUUGAACGACAACACCAUCACCGCAAAGGGUGCCAAACCGUUAGCCGAUGCCAUGGAAUUAAUGGAAAAAUUGGAGGACGUAAAUCUCGGCGAUUGUUUGCUGAAGACGGCUGGUGCUAUUUACAUUGCAGAGGCGCUACAAGAGGGACACCAACAUUUGGAGGUGCUCAAUCUUGGCUUCAACGAAAUCGGGCCAGACGGUGGGUUGGCCAUUGCGGCUUCGCUCGAAAACAAGCUACACAUUAAGGACGUUCAGCUUAACGGUAAUCAAUUCGGCUCCGAAUGUCGUGAUCAAAUUCUCGAAUUCAUGAUGCAGUACGAGAGAAGCGAUGCUCUUGGUGCGCUAGAUGAGGACGAUUCCGAUGCUGAGGACGAAGUAGAAGAAGAAGAAGACGACGAAUAUGCCGACGAGGAAACCGAGGACGGCGAAGACUACGAUGGAGAAUAUGUUGCGUCGGACGAUGAGAACUAUCAAAGCGGCAUCAAUUAUUCGAACGUCAGCGAGGGCAACGACACAUUUCACAGCAGCCGAAAUGUUUCGCUUUUGUCACAUCCCACCGACUCACCAGCACUCAACAAUUUCAGUUUGAACAAUUUGAAUGAUAGUGUGGCCUUCGUUGCUGAAGAGGGUCGACCGAAUACGGUGGAAACAUUUUGCAACACAACCGUUCCUACAUUGGCCAUGUUCAACGCAUUGGAGGAAAAUGAUAAAGUCCUUGCGUUCAAAACAUUUUUACAUAGCAUUCCCAAAGAAGAUUACCUCGUUUACAUGGUAUUCUCGAUCCUCAAAUGCUCGACCAUUUCAAAGGAAUCCAAUGAUGCGCUAGAAGUCGCACAGGUGCUGUACAAAGAGUGCUUUGAGUAUGCUGAGAAAACGAACCAGCUGAAACGAGUCACGAAUUUCUUUUUAUAUCAAUUGGGUCUACUGAAGCAUGAAGACAAAUCGUUCCAUUUAAUAUUCAACGUCGAUGCAUGCCGGUCAGCUCUGCAGUAUGCCAUCAAACAGAAUUCACUGCCAUCGGAAAUAUCAAAUACAUUUCAAGUGUUUUUCAAUAAUUCCUAAGCGCAACAACAUUCGCUUCGAAUAAAUUCAUCUCUUGCUUUUAGA